Carcharodon carcharias (great white shark) is the source of this 2171-nucleotide messenger RNA. RefSeq names its product dual specificity phosphatase 14 (gene dusp14). Gene Ontology annotation, molecular function: MAP kinase tyrosine/serine/threonine phosphatase activity. NCBI's taxonomy places the organism in Eukaryota, Metazoa, Chordata, Chondrichthyes, Lamniformes, Lamnidae. Bases 284 to 892 code for a protein of 202 amino acids. Gene Ontology annotation, biological process: protein dephosphorylation. The transcript is spliced from 2 exons. The record is from RefSeq and is a predicted model, not a curated record.
UGGUGUCGACAGUGAGUAUAAUCCCGGAGGCUGCGGGGAGGAGAGAGGAGGGAAACAGCCCAGCUCUUAAAUAAAGCGCUUGAGUGCACCAGCAGCGCACAGGGCUCCGGCGCUGGCCAAUCUUCAAGGCUCAAGUCCAAGGCGGUGUAGAAUGGCAAAGCAAAGCAAGGAUCAAUAACAUGAGCAGAAGGACAGCCGUGGGGCUGAGAGCUUAAUUCCUGUGGAGAAGUUUUGGGCCCUCCUGUAAUAUUCUGUUACACCCCCUCGUUGAGGAAACAUUUCGAUGAGUUCCCGGAGCCAAAGUUUCUUCCACCGGACCCCACCCGGCCCCUCUUCCAAACCCCGGCUGGUAACUGGGGGAGUCCUGGGUGGGAUCGCUCAAAUCACCCCGUGCCUCUACCUCAGCAGUGGCAACGCAGCCACCAACCGCAACCUGGUCCUGUCCAAGGGCAUCACCUGCAUCAUCAAUGCGACCAUGGAGAUCCCCAAUGCCAACUGGCCUGAGGUUGAGUACGUCAAAGUGCCUGUCGCAGACCUGCCGCACGCCCCCAUCUCUCUGUAUUUUGACAGCAUUGCCGACAAAAUCCACAGCGUCAGUAAAAAGCACGGCUCGGCUUUGGUGCAUUGCGUUGCCGGUGUGAGCAGGUCAGCCUCCCUCUGCAUUGCCUACCUGAUGAAGUUCCACAAGAUCUCGCUCCUGGAAGCUCACAAUUGGGUCAAAUCUCACCGCCCCAUCAUCCGGCCCAACGUGGGCUUCUGGAGGCAACUGAUAGAAUAUGAGCGGAAACUGUUUGGCAAGAACAGUGUUAAAAUGGUGCAAUCUCCCAUUGGAGUCAUCCCUGACAUUUAUGAAAAGGAAACCAGGAACCUCACUCCUUUUUGGGGCAUUUAACACAAUUUGAGGGACUAAUCUGCUACUACUCUUGUAAAAAAAAAGGAUUUAAAGUCUCCCAGAGGAUCAUAAAUCUGAUGGAAAAUAUUAACACGUAGACACUGCUAAAUCCAUCAUAAAUGGAUUGAACAUCAGUUGUUCCGUUUCCCUUCAAGGCCCUCAGAUAAACCAGUGAUUCAGAAUACUGUAAAUUCAUUAAAAGUUGCUGGGCUUUAUACAGCUUUAAUAGUGGAAUUGAUUUCUUUGUAUUUAUUUUUAAACAUAGAUGUAUUUCUAAAAUUUAAUUCUACUUAUUUUAUCUCUUAAUGUUUUUAUCACAGUCCUUUCAGUGGACAUGCAGGCAGAUAUUAAGACGUCUGAUAUUGAAGUGGAUGAGAUGUUAGACUAUAGAAUGGCGAGUUCUUGCUUGAAUUGUGAACAAUUGUACAGACUUCAAAACAUAGCCUCAGAAUCUCUCCUCCUCCCAUCUGUAAGCUGCUGCUAUGAACUUGGCAAGAUUAUAGCUGAAGUUCACUUUGAACAAGAAGUAAAUUGUAGAUGUAAUGAUCCUAUUUGCACUGCUGCAUUACUGUUGCAUCGUUGUGUUACUACCUUUUAUGAGACCUACCUGAGAGGUGAGUUUAAAACCAGCAGAGAUAUGCUUAUCUGUUCAGCGGUAUGACGUAAGAUCUUCAGUACAGUCAGUGAAAUAUAAAACGGCACUGCUACUUUUACAUGCUGUGAUUCUGAGAGAAUUGAACCCUCGUUCUGUAGCAACAGGGACUCAUGAAAGACCGGUUUAAUUUGUGGGUCUGUUGCAGUUACGAAAGACUAUUUGUCUUCGGCUUACCCCCAAUGAGUGCUUAGAUAUUUUCAGUGGUGUAUGUUUAUCAUAGGGGUUUACAGAUUCCAGAUCUGUACUCUCCCUCGUGCCAGCACAGUUUAUGUUGGUGGGCCAGGUCUCAUCAUAUUAUAAUGUGCACUUUCUCCUCCAUUUUGACCUGUGAGGAACUUUGAACUGUAUUUCUGGGCAGCUGUAGAUCAUUCAGACCAAUUUGGGACUUGUAGAAAUGUUUGUCUUUUUUUUUGAGCACAUUGUCUAAAUGAUGUAUCGAAAGGUCUAAGCUUGAGCGUGUCUGCAAAGCUGAGCAAAAGUAAUCCAGGCAGUGCCAGAACACUGUAAAUGAAAUCAAAUUUAUCUGAAGAACUGCUUAUUUGUUUUCUUUAAUGAGAAUUGCAAUGUAGGAAGAGCUCUAUCAACAGCAUACAACUUUAAAAAAAUCAAUAAAAGUGUUUUUUU